GUCGAAGGUCGAGGAUACAUUCUCAGCCUUCUAAAUAGACGGAAUUUUAUGCCAAUGGGCGCGUCUCUCCUUUCCAGCUUUUCUUUUUAUUCCUCAAUAUGAUUCACUGCAUGUUUCAGGUAUUUUCAUGUCCUUGAGCUUUGUAUGGUUAUGGCCCUGCAACUUCUGCCAGUCCCUGUUGGACUUGUUGAAGAUUUAAUGUCCACAAUGCCCAUCCAGAAUUCUCUCUGGCUUGUUCAGUUUUUUAUUCCCCAGGUUCAACUCCUCCUUUAAUUUUCUUUUCCUUUGUUGUUUCUCUAUUUCCCUUGCAUUUACUUUUGUAUGGUUCCCAUGUUCUAUCUCCCCAGAUACCCUGGUUGACUACACGUUUUUCUUUGUAUUCCUACUGAAUACGGUGCAUACUAUUGGAAGCUGGCCUUCUCUUUCUCAUACCAUUUCACUUGCAUAUCUUCUGUUCUCCAUUCAAGCAUUAGCAUCUUGGAUUGUCACAAAAGCGUUAGGCCCCUUUUUUUUUCUCGUUAUAUUGGUUUUUCUAUACCUUUCCCAAUUCUUUAGAUUGGUACGUUAAUGAGCCUCAGAAUAUCAAUUAUGACAACCUAACUCUAACACCCCCUAGAUACAACAUCAAAAAUGGCGUCGGAACUCUAUUACUUCAAGCCGUCGACGCCACCUCGGGUUCUUAUGUCUGAUGCUGAGCUGCUUGGCUCUGCUCAUAGUCGGACAACGUCAGGCUCCUCUGAAUACGCAAGUUCGUCUGCAUAUACCGAUGACUCUUCACCCGCGUCUCGCUCGACCAGUGUUUCCACUUCUAGCCGGUCUCCAGGUAGACGACCCCCGGGCCCUAUCCUUCUACCUAAAAUCAGACCCCAGGAUAUUGUUGUCGAGCCUCAAUCACACUAUGGCCCGCAACGAAGUCGGAAAGCCCUUUCGACUACGCAGAAUCCCCCGGGGUUUGCCCCUUAUCCUGCUUCACGCCCUUCUAUUUCCCGGAGGGCAGUUGAGCCUAUCGACUGCUCGCUGGUCUCCCCAGUUUGUGCCACACCUACUUCAUAUGGCUAUCCUGGGAGUAGUGCUAUGUCCCCUCUCUCUGCAGUCCCUCCCUCGAGCUCUAGACGAAGAGCUUCUCAUUCACGGAAUCCAUCUGUUUCUAGCAUCGAUGAUGCCACUCUAAGUCGUUAUGGUUACCCUACUUACCGCCAAAUCCCUAGGUACCUUUCUCAAUGUAGCCCAACCACCCCUGCUUCUGCAACAUCUUUCACAUAUCCAACACCCACAUACCCUACCACCCCUUACACAGCUACAGCAGGUGAUCCACUCGUUAGUUAUUUAGCGCCCAACUAUUCCACUCCUGCUUACCCAGGUACAUACCCAUCCCCCGCCUAUCCAACAUCUGCCUACUCAGCCGGUGCAGAAGUUCAUGCUCCCACCUCGGAGAUUGCAUCUACACAAAAUCAUUGUGGCUUUUCUGAUACCACAGCAAGAGCGUUGGGGUCUUCAACUGUUGACCCUUCUUUUCCUCCCUCCCUUGAUGUUAUUCCGCCAUCCCUUGCACCACCAAUGGAAUACGAUUCAUCGUCGUCAUCUGCAUCUACGACUUUGCUGGGGUACCUCAAUGCGCCCAUGCAGGCCAUCAACCUCGUCGAGACCAUGACUUACCCUUCAAAUCGAGUGAACCCGGCACAUUUUUGGUGGGAUGUCAGGAAUAUACGACAAUGGUCUUCCUUUUCCCUCGAAGCUAUGAGUGCUAUUCCUCGCUUCCCCCAGCUUCUUACGACAGGUGUUUCCCAGAAUUGCCUCCCGCUUAGCACUGUUGCCCCAUCUCGGCUGUAUCCAGACUCAGAAUUCUCAUUGACUGAUUUGAUCCGUGAUGUCUAUGCCCCACGGGUCAAUGCUGCUCUUCGCAUAUCCCAAGGACGCGAUUGCCUGUCCUUAUUCCCUGCUCCAAUAAACCCAGCAAACAGGGAUAACGAUCCGCAUUUCCUCGCAAACUAUGCUAGUGAUACAGAGCAGACUCCGUCUGGGCUCCCCCGUGGCCGCAUUGUUGGCAUUGUCAAGACAUUCAACAGAUGGAACACUGGAAUGCGAAACGAAGCACCUCAUCGACGUGUUGAGUAUCUCAAUGGCCUCUCUCAUCUGCAACGCUGCAUGAGGGAACACUCCUGCCGCUAUGGAUUCAUCAUGACUGAGAUUGAACUUGUCUGCGUACGUGCCGGUUGUGACGAAGGUGACGAUGUGCCAUAUUUCGGCUUCCUCGAACUGGCCACUCCAAUCGCAACAAAGACCCCUUAUAACCCAUCGCUAUCUAGCAUCGGGUUGUCUCGCUCUAGUUCUGCCUCUUCGGCUCAGUCAUCUAACUAUUCGACCUCAUCCCGAGGGACCUCUCCUUUUCCUACAGGAUUCUCUGGUCCUUUCUCUGCUACUAUGGCACUAUAUUACCUGCUCAUGCUGUCUAAGUCCGUGCCUCUACCAACUCAGCCGUCAUGGCAUUUAAAUGUUGGUGGCCCAGGAGCCCUAACUCGCCAACGCACCCUGCCAGAGGAUAAGGAUAGCUGGAUUCCUGAGCCGCAGCAGCGGGAAAAGCGCGAGGCAAAGCGAAUUCGAGGAUGGGUCUGGCCACACGAUGCAUGGCAUCGUCGCGAAGGCGGAGGCUCUAGUAGAACUAGAGCUGCAAAGAUCGCUGCCGCGAAGCGAUGGCAUAAGUGAAGAGUCCAUCCCUUCCUACCACUUGAUAUCUCUUCUCUGAACAAGACCCUGCGAGUUUGUUGCAUGUCAACCGGCGUUCAAAGUAUUCCAUCCCCUUUUUGAUUCAUUACGUACUCCUAUUGAUACAUCGGAUAAUACCUAAUCACUUUUCUUUGUCUGGUUCCCUUAUCUUUCGACGCAUUUGUUGGCGCUCUUUUCUAUUUGAUUGUCUACAUUUACGGGAGCAUACCAUAGUGUUUCCGUUUUCUUCUCCUUCCAUAAAUUCGUCGGUCGCUAUAUCUUCCUUUUAUUGCAUGCAUUUAAUGGAGUACCUACUUUCACAUAUUGUUGGAGCAUUCUUUGUUGAUGGUUUUCAGCAUGUUUGGUUAUCUUGACUCCCCCCUAUAGUUAUAGUUGCAUUUGAAUUUUAGAAGCCGCAAGGAUAUUCGGCUAUUUGGUUACUCGCGCCUACCUCCUCUUCUUACCAAGAUAACUAGCGAAUCAUUGAACAGGAUUCAAAAUAACUGUAUCCUAAGUGUGUGGAGAAUAGUCAGUUACGUCGAGACGUGUUCUAGCAACUGUCAAAAUCACCGAUUAGCGGCCCUUCAUAAACAAACGUUCGUAUGUAGCACAGUCAUCCAUAUAUCCCACCCCAUUAUCAAAGCCAUAGUGGAUUAAGGAGAAAAUACGAGAAAAUGUGAACGAGAGGAUGAUAACAACAGUAUGCAUGAUAGAUCCCCGCACAGCUAUCCAGCUGGCUAUAUAAAAACCGAGUAGUUUACCCCC
Molecule: messenger RNA, 3468 nt
Organism: Trichophyton rubrum CBS 118892
Lineage: Eukaryota; Fungi; Ascomycota; Eurotiomycetes; Onygenales; Arthrodermataceae
Exons: 1
Coding region: 631-2703 (690 amino acids)
Source: RefSeq, a predicted model, not a curated record